Saccostrea echinata is the source of this 1490-nucleotide messenger RNA. RefSeq names its product dnaJ homolog subfamily C member 9-like. Bases 24 to 791 code for a protein of 255 amino acids. The transcript has 5 exons. NCBI's taxonomy places the organism in Eukaryota, Metazoa, Mollusca, Bivalvia, Ostreida, Ostreidae. Gene Ontology annotation, cellular component: nucleus; cytoplasm. Gene Ontology annotation, molecular function: heat shock protein binding. The record is from RefSeq and is a predicted model, not a curated record.
UUGUUCAUGUUUGUCAAAAAAUAAUGCCGAGUUUACUGGAAUCAUGUCAAGAGUUGUUCGGGACGGAUAAUUUAUAUGAAAUACUUGGCAUUGAAAAGGAUUCUUCUAACAAAGAUGUGAAAAAAGGAUAUCAUAAAGUCUCCCUGAAAGUUCAUCCUGACCGUGUUCACACAGAAAAGAAAGAGGAAGCAACAAAAAAAUUCCAGACUCUGGGUCGUAUCUACAGUAUACUGUCAGAUAAGGAUAAAAGAGCAGUGUAUGAUGAGACAGGUGAUGUUGAAGAUGAGGACAUUGUACAACAGGACAGGGACUGGAGUGAUUACUGGAGAUUGCUAUUUAAAAAGGUCACAGAGGAAGACAUCAAAUCAUUCCAGAAAGAAUAUAAAGAUUCAGAAGAAGAGCUUGAGGAUUUAAAGACAGCAUAUAUAGAAUGUGAAGGUGACAUGGAUGGCAUUAUUGAUAGUGUAAUGUGUGCAACCAUUGAAGAUGAAGCAAGAUUUACAAAGAUUUUAAAACAAUUAAUUAGAAAAAAGGAAAUCCCAGAUUUUCCAGCUUUUUCAAAGGAAGGAAAGAAAAAGAAAGCUGAGAGGAAGAGAAAACAUGAAGCUGAAGCUGCUGAAGCAGAAAUUGAGGCUAAAAAAAUUGGACUUGAUAAUGACAAAUCAUUGAAAGCCUUGAUACAGAAAAAACAACAGACGAGAGAACAAGCUGCAGACGAUUUCUUCUCACAAUUAGAAGCUAAAUACACCAAACCUAAAAAGAACAACACAAAAGGCAAGGUGAAGAAAUAAAGAACUGUGGUGAUACAUGUUAAUAAGACUACAGUGGGGUUUCCAGAUGUUAUCUGGUAUGAUAUCUGGUAUCACCCUUGUAAUCUAUACCAGUAACAUCUGUCCUUUAACUACUUAAACUUUCUCUGAUAUUUAUUGAAUAAGAUUUGAUAAAGUAGAAUUUAAGGGAAGAUGAGAAGAAGACUUUAUAAUCUAUAUUUCAUUUACAACUGUCCUCUACAAAUGUUAACUUUCUCUGAUAUCAAUUGAGAUGUGAAGUAGAAUUUGAGGUAAGGUUGGAGGAGACUUGUAUAUGCUUCUGUGACAAAAAUGUUACCAAAGAGUUUGCCUUAAGGCCAUAUAAAAUUAGUUUUUAGGUAAUCAUCCCCAACAGCCCCUCUUGAUUUGUCCUAUCUGAAAUUUGGUUCUACAAAAGAUCAAGGGUCUGUUUACAAAACAGUCAGAACAGCCUGUUGUAGAAGUUAAAGAAUAAUUCAAAACUGAAAAAAUGUGUCUUGCACUCAUAUAAACAUUAAAAUUGUGAGAGAAUUCCAGCAUUAUGUAUAAAAAUAUGAUAUACUAGAUAUUUCAAAUAAUAAAAGAUGGAAUUUGACCCACCCUCUCAUUUUUUUUUGGUGUAUAAUAUUGUACGAGAAACUAAAAAUUAGAUUUAUAUGGCCUUAUGUAUAAAACCACUGUACCUUUUUAAAUGAAAAAAUG